This is a messenger RNA of Saccharomyces mikatae IFO 1815, 1860 nucleotides long. It is a transcript of the gene SLX5, whose product is annotated as SUMO-targeted ubiquitin ligase complex subunit SLX5. Bases 1 to 1860 code for a protein of 619 amino acids. Gene Ontology annotation, cellular component: SUMO-targeted ubiquitin ligase complex. The record is from RefSeq and is a predicted model, not a curated record. Gene Ontology annotation, molecular function: ubiquitin-protein transferase activity. The transcript has a single exon. Lineage: Eukaryota; Fungi; Ascomycota; Saccharomycetes; Saccharomycetales; Saccharomycetaceae.
AUGCAUGGUGAUACUAAUGGACGAACAAAGAGUGAUCAUAGUCCAUCGGCCAGUAGUCCAGAUGAGGCAGUUAUAUUGAUUGACAGUGAUAAAGAAGAAGACGCUUCUAUUCGCGAGGCUAAUCUUCCUGUCCGGUUGUAUCCAGACAGAAGGGUAGGGAGACGACGUGAUGCUUUAAAUAGGUUUGUCAGAUCAGAUUCAAGGAACAGAAAUGCCCAAAGGAUUCAUACAACAACGACUUCUGAGUAUUCCAAUACUCAAGGUAAUAACGAUGAUGUAACCAUAAUACGAGAAGUUGGACGCUUUUUUGGAGAUGAAGGGCCUAUUGAUCCUUCUGCGCAUUAUGUGGAUCUUGAUGAAGAGCCAGGUUCUGAAACAUUGGAGGCUCCAAGAACUAUUCGAGUGGAUAACGCAAACGGGUAUUUAAAUGACAGUCAUGACGAUAAUGAGAACGAUGAUGGUUUGACAAUAGUUGAAGAGAGAACGACACGUCCUAGAAUAACCCUGAACCUGCCAGGCGGAGAAAGGCUUGAGGUAAAUGCAACGACAACAGACAUACCGAUACGGAGGUCAUUUGAAUUUCAAGAAGAUUUGGCAGCAUCAAGAAGGCAAUUAUUGAGAAGAAGUGCCACAAGAGCUCGUAGUUUAUUUGUGGACCGGUCUGAUGAAAAUGAUGAAGAUUGGACAGAACAUACUCAUAGCUUACCUGAAACUAUUCAGAGGGCUCGUAGAGAAAGUCAUAUGCGAAUGAAUCGUAGGAUUGCAGAAAGACAACUUAUGGCACAACAACAGAGGAUUUCUAGGGACGAAAAUACGAGUACUUCUUUUAGGUUACAAUCAAUUAGGGAACGGAUUCAAUCUUAUACACCAGAUGUUCGUAGUGCUUUCCAUCAUGCUGAGUCACUACAUGAAUUCAGGUCUAUUUUACAAAAUGUUGCUCCAGUUACUUUGCAAGAAUGUGAAGAGGAACUAAUGGCACUAUUUACUGAGUUCAGAAACCAACUGUUGCAGAAUUGGGCAAUAGAAAGGGUUAGAAAUACUCAGGAAGAAGCUUUAAGACUUCACCGAGAAGCGUUAGAAAGACAAGGAAGAACAACCGGAAGAAAUUUUCAUCGUGGCGUAUUCCGUGAAUCAAUUGCAAACUAUCUUAACUUCAAUGGAGAUGAUGGCUUUUUAAGUCGUUUGUGGAGUGGCUCAGUACUAAAUGAUGCUGACGAAGAGCGUCACACCCAAAACAUCAUUGAUAUGAUCCAAGAGAGAGAAGAACGGGAACGGGACGUCGUCAUGAAGAAUUUAAUGAACAAAACUAAGGCUCAACAGGAAGAAUUUGAAGCUAGGGCAGCCAGCUUGCCAGAAGGUUAUAGCGCGUCAUUUGACACAACGCCAAAAAUGAAACUAGAUAUUAUGAAAAAUGGCAAAGAGGAAACAAUCAUUGUGACAGACGAUGAUUUAGCCAAAACGCUAGAUGAUAUCCCUGUUUGUUGUUUAUGUGGUGCAGAACUGGGCGUAGGCAUACCAGAUGAUUUUACUGGAAUGAGUCAAAGGGACCGUGGCAUUUCAUUUGAAGGGUUAGUAUCGAAAUACAAAUUCCACUGCCCCUACCAAACCCUAGCGCGACCCUCAGUGCUUGACAGGGAUUUAUCAAAGCGAACGUUUAUUGCAUCGUGUGGUCAUGCAUAUUGCGGCAGAUGUUUCGCCAGGAUUGAUAAUGCCAAAAAGAAAUCUAAGACACCUAAAAAGAAAUUGGCUCAACUAAAAGGUUCAGCUCAUCCAGAUAAUUAUGGUCCUAAAUUAUGUCCCGCAGAGUCUUGUAAGAAGCUGAUUCGUUCAAGAGGGAAGUUGAAAGAAGUAUACUUUUAG